ACCUCCCCUGCCCUUUGUAUGGUUGUAUUUAUCAAUAAAAGUAUCAAACACGGACUCUUUGUGAAUUUAGGAACGUAACUUAGAUCUAAGUCAACAUGACAAAUAUGGCAUGAAAAACAUCAUCUAAUGAAAAAUUAAAGCUUAUACGGGAGCUUUGCAACUUAGCGUAUGUAUUUUUGUGCAUUAUAAUUUUAAUUAUUUAGCAUUAUCCCCUAUUAUUAUUUAAAUAAAUAAGUCAAAAUCAACCAAGGACCUCACUCUUAAUAUUUAUAUUUGACAGUUAGUAACUAUGACUAUAACUUAGUAUAACUCUAUAAACAUGUAGCAAUAGAGAAUCAACGAAAUUGGGCCACACUAUAAUUUUACAGUUAAUCACCUUACUAUUCUCAGCUAUUCACAGAUAUUCUGAGAUACUUCUUGAUUUAGACAAUUAAGUUAAUUUAAGUCACCUGAGCCUGAAUGAAUUAAUAUUUUAAUAUUAAUAUGAAUUGAUUGAGUAUUGACUAAUACUAAUGUGUUAAUAAAUCAAUGUAAUAUAUGGUGGUUCACUUAUUUUUAAAUAAAUAAAAACAAAGGUUUUAUAUUUUAUCUAAUUCUAUGAAAUUACUAUUAGUAAUCAUUAGGCCUACAAUAUGCUGAUGCAAGCUAACUUUUAGUUUAUAGUAAUAAUAUUUUAAUAUUUUAAAUAUGACAAGACUGUCAUCAAUAAUGAGGCCAACAUAUGGUAAAGGGGUCAUCCAUAAAUGACUUUGCACAAUUUUUGCCAGAAUCUUUUACAUUCUUCCACUCCUUCCAUCAUCACAAAGAGCUUGCCCUUCCUCAAAUAUAACAUCACAAAUCUCCAAUAAAAAUUCCUCCGCCCACUAAUAAAAGAAAAUUGGUCCUUUAGGAACCCUUAAAAAAUUCACCUCCCCAUGGAUAUCACAAUACUGCACCUGUGUGAAAUUUCCCUAGAUCAGUGGUUCUUAACGUGGGGUGAAAGCACCCCCUGAGGUGCGGAAGACCGAGAAAAUUGUAUUAACUGCCUUGCUAGUUGUUGCUGCCUUAAAAAAAUCAGUUUUCAUGCACAUUAAUUAGCAGCAGUAAUUGUUUUUCUGGUGAAUUUUUUUUUAGCAUUACUUGUAUUGGUAAUUUUGUUCUUCUUUAUGAAAGUUAAUUAGAGCAAUAAAACUACAAUAACUUAAUUACUUAUUUAUUUUCAUUUUGAACAUUUUAUUACAAUUUAACUUAUUCUGGUUGGGGGGGGGGGUGGGAGUGUUGCCGGAAAUGUUUUGAUAUUGUGAGAUGGGAUGCAAUGCUGAAAAAAGUUAAGAAUCCCUGCCCUAGAAAAUUUACUAACAUCCCCCAACUGAUAACCUUUUUUUUUUGUUCCAUCUCACUUCAUGUAGUAGCCCUAAUUUUAUGACUCCCAUCUCCAAAUUUCGGCCAUAAAUUCUCACGACUGUCAAUGUCACUGCACCCUGAUUCUCCUUCUCCGUGAUGGCCUGUUACUUGAUUAGAAGCCAUUUUUUGGACAGCGCAUUACUGUACUGAUUCUCUCAAUGAUCGUAUUAUACAAUAAAAUAAUAUAAUUGUUGUAUGAAGGAAUAAUUUUAAAAAAUGUCUUUAAUUUAAUGCGAUUAGGUGAAAUUUAUAUCAAUAAGGCUUUGCUUAAAAUGAGACGUCACAUUGUUUUUAUCCUCCCCUUCCCCCUCUUCACAUAUCACAAAAAUGGGACCCCCCCACCAUUCUAGACGCUUGACAUCAUUUAUGGAUGGCCCCAUAGACAUAGAUUAAAUAUAUUAUAAUUAUAGUAAUCACUGUAAUGAUCUGACUUAUUUUAUUAUUAAAAUUAAACUGCUACAGGCAUCCAAGUUUCUGUAACUGCAGCUAUAUUUAACUUAUAAUUUCAAAUUAUAACAUAGCAAAGUGCAUUAAGUUAUCUUAAAAUCAAAGGAUUAUGUUCCCUAACCCUAGACAUGUUAAAAGUUAUAUCUCCACAAUUUUCUUCUCACCAGAGUUAAUAUUACAAUGAUGCAAGUAGACAGAGGCAAGACUAUCCCAGAACAAUCAUAUCUUUCUCUUAAAGAUGUUAAGCCUGGCAUGAAAAAUCUUCACAUAAUAUUUAUUGUUCUCGAAGUUGGUAAGUCAUUGUAUUAGGUCAAAAGUUAACGGAAAUCUAGAAUUCUUGGAAAUCUACUAGUUAAAUUCACUUAGAUAUAAACCAAAACAAGAAAAGAUAAUUUACAAAAUAAUUUUCCCUUUUUGUAUACAAAAUAAUUUUCUCUAUUUGUACAUCAGAUUUCUCAAUUUCCUUAUAUUGAAAUUUUUUUCCCUUCACAACUAGGAAAACCUACACGUACAAAAGAUGGCCACGAUGUCAGGUCUUGUAAAGUGGCUGACAAGACGGGCUCAAUGAAUGUUUCCGUCUGGGAUGAAGCUGGUCAUGUCAUACAGUCAGGAGAUAUUUGCAAAUUUAUGCGAGGGUACUUCUUGUAAAUAAUUGGCCUGAGAUUUCUUACAAUUAAAAUACAAAUAACAAAACUGUGUAUGAUUCACAGACUUAUUUUAAUGUUCAAUUUUCAUUUAUACAAAGCUGCCGCUAUACUCAUAGUGAAUAGUGUAUGAGUCAGUUUGGCCAACUAAAGAUUUUCUAAUUUGAGUAGUACUUGUCAAUUAAAAUAACGCAGCAAUAACCAAUAAUUUUAUUCACUUUUUGUCUAAGUUAAUUCUUAUCUUUUAGUUUACAAAAAAAAGACUGCUUUUGUUCAUUUUGUUUGAGUUGUCAUCUUUAAUUUUUAUAUUAUUUUCAGUUAUGCAUCAUUAUGGAAGGGGUCCUUAACACUUUACACUGGAAAAAUAGGCGAAAUCUUAAAAAUUGGAGAGUAAGUUAUGUUAAAAUGUUAUUUCGUUCCAUAUAUAACCAUACCGGUAUUUGAAUUUUUGUUUUGAUUGUUAUUAACAUAUAUAAAACCUAAACAAACAUUAACAUACCUAAUGUGUAAAUAUUUUUUAAAAAAAAUUAAAAUAAGUUAUUUUAUUAUUAUAUUUAAUUAUUUAAUUUCACAUAUUCACUUCACAGAUUUUGUUUCAAUUUUAUUGAAAUACCCAAUUUUAGUGAGCCAAAUCCUGAAUAUCAAAAGCUGGUGAGUUCUUGCAGUAGUGAACAUAAACACUUCGUAACGCACUAAUUCCAUCUUCAGCUUGCAUUUCCCAUAACUAGUUAGCACUUUUUAACUUUCUAAUAAUUAACUUAAUUAUUAAGUUUUCAUAUUGUAUUUUCUGUUACUCAAUUGCAUCCACUUUAAGCGCAACAGACACUGUUUCCAAUCUCAGGUAUUUCAUUGUGACUUUCACCCCUGUUUAAUAUGGGUGAAAAGUGUUGGCUAAAAAUUGCAAGGCAUUUGCAAUAUAAUUUGUUGAAAGUUGAAUAACGUGUCCAUAAUAAGCUAAGUUUUCACAGUUACUAACCCAAGUAUAUUUCCAGGAAACACAACCUUUGAUAGAAGUUAUCUGAAGAAUUUAAACUAUAUAAAGAAUGUUAUAGCUGUGAAUAAAGUCACAAGCAUGUUGUAUUUUGUGACCAGUUAGUGCCAGUAACUGCAACAAAAUAAACUUGUAAAUUUAUUUAUUUUCAUAGGAAUCAAGCCAAAGAAAAUCUCCCACAGAAAGUGACCUUAACACAAGUCAAAAAGGGGAAGGUCAGACCGGUCCAGGGUUACAAGGUUCAAAUGUCAGAGCUCAGCUAGCCCCUGUAAAUCAAGGUAAUUGCGUUAAAGGUUAAAGUGACUGGGAUUUUGAAAUGGCUUGAUAUGAGAUUUUAAAUAAAGUUUAUGAUAAAAUAUAAUUUUUAAAAAUAAAAUGUGCCAAAGGCUUUGAGAGGAUCUUGUCUUUUUUUUCCCAGUUAUAUGCGCAGUAUAUUAGGUUUUAUGUGAAUUAUAUCCAUAGUGCUUAAAGACGACUUCCCGUUGUUGCAUUAUAUUCACAGCACUUGGUUACACAUUCUCUGCUUAGUGACGACUUCCCUUCUUGAAUAAUAUUCUUAACACUUGAUGAUGAUUUCUCCUUAUUGCAUAAUAUUCAUAGAACUUAGUGACAGCUUAGAGUUAGAGCUCUGGGUAAAAAGACCCUGUUCCAGAGCUUCGAGCUCCAAACUAAAAUGCAGUAAUGGGGCAUUCUGUUGCCAUGCUUCCCUAAGGUUACUGAAUACAGAUGGCAUUAUGGCUUAACAUUAUCAGUAAAUUAUGUCCAUUUAAAUUAUUUUCAUUGAUGGAGAUACAUGAUAAAUAUUAUCAUUGAAAGGCAUUGAUUUUAUUUUACAGGGAAUGGUCAAAAUUAUAAUCAGCGUCCUCCACCAUCACGUCAAGGGAUGGGGGGACCACCCCAGCGCAACAUCAUGAAUGGCAACAACACCAACAACAGCAUCACUGCUUCCGGUGCGGGUAGGGGAGGAAGAGGUGGCAUUAGGAGAUAACAUUUUAACAUUUAUUUUUUUAAAUUUCAUGUUUCACAAUUGCAUUGGGUUCUUGUAAAAGUUCUGUCAAGCUGUUUUGAAGUUGAAGUGUUCUAAAAAGUGCAUCUUUUUCUGUAGGGAUUGAGUUCUAUUUUGAAACAAGCUCAGUGUGAAUGUGUCGUCCCAUUACAUUAGUGCAGUGACAUUUGGCUGCUGUAAUACAGUAAUUGGGCUCAAUAAAAUCAAAUCUUGUUAAUAGCAUGGUCUUUUUAUUGGUGUUUUUGUUUUUUUCCCAUAAUUCCAUUGGAUUAAGUUUAUUUCUCAUUUAGCUGAAGGGGCUUUGAUAUUUUGUCCUCUGUGCCAACAAUAACAUAGCCUGCGGGAGCAGUUAAGAAAUAUGUUAAAUAACUAACAAAGCAUCUGCUUUUAGGAUAUAACUUGAGUUCGCUAAUGAAAAAUGUUAAUGGAUAAAUUUUAAAAAAAAAUCAAAUUUACCUUAAAGUGAUUUAGCAUAAUUAAGAUUUAGAUUUCUAAAGUUUUCAGUUUUUCAAAGAAACGAUCAUUAUUCAUGUUUACCUAUGCUAUUUAUUUUUAAAACCCAUUAUAAUAAAUAGGACACUUGUAACUUACAAUAGCUUUACAAAAGAUGAAUUGAAAAAAAUCGUUUGUGCUUGCUGUCAUCAUGGUGUAAAUAUAAAUAUAUUGCUGUUACUCUUACCAGGUUUAGCUGCUCAUCAUGCAUUCAUCCUUGUUUCUUUUUUUGAAAAAAAUAAAGUGUUCCAAAACUCAACAGUUAACAUAAUGGCAUCACAUUAUUGUGACAAUGAGACUUGCCUUGUGUGUGUUGGUAUGGCAUUUACAGACCAAGCCGAAUGUAAAAACAUAACUUACUCUCAUUAUUUUUUUAUCUGAGUAUGGAAAUAAAGUUGGCUGUUGUUUCAGUACUGCUAGGUUUGGGCAGUGUUCAUUGGUCGGUGGUUUGUCUACCUGAUGAGUUGGCUGUUGUUUCAGUACUGCUAGGUUUGGGCAGUGCUCAUUGGUCCGUGGUUUGUCUACCUGAUGAGUUGGCUGUUGUUUCAGUACAGCUAGGUUUGUUUAGUGUUCAUUGGUCCGUGCUUUGUCUACCUGAUGAGUUGGCUGUUGUUUCAGUACUGCUAGGUUUGGGCAGUGCUCAUUGGUCCGUGCUUUGUCUACCUGAUGAGUUGGCUGUUGUUUCAGUACAGCUAGGUUUGUUUAGUAUUCAUUGGUCCGUGCUUUGUCUACCUGAUGAGUUGGCUGUUGUUUCAGUACUGCUAGGUUUGGGCAGUGCUCAUUUGUUCCGUGCUUUGUCUACCUGAUGAGUUGGCUGUUGUUUCAGUACUGCUAGGUUUGGGCAGUGC
Messenger RNA from Lymnaea stagnalis (great pond snail), 5811 nucleotides. The record is from the annotation of a GenBank genome assembly. NCBI's taxonomy places the organism in Eukaryota, Metazoa, Mollusca, Gastropoda, Lymnaeidae.